This is a messenger RNA of Oncorhynchus kisutch (coho salmon), 393 nucleotides long. Its product is annotated as thymosin beta-b. Lineage: Eukaryota; Metazoa; Chordata; Actinopteri; Salmoniformes; Salmonidae. The record is from RefSeq and is a predicted model, not a curated record. Gene Ontology annotation, cellular component: cytoplasm. Gene Ontology annotation, molecular function: actin monomer binding. The transcript is spliced from 3 exons. Gene Ontology annotation, biological process: actin filament organization; regulation of cell migration. Bases 135 to 266 code for a protein of 43 amino acids.
CCGCCUGCUAGUAAUCAGCGUUCCUUUCAAUUCUCAUAAAUAGAUUCCGGAAAUCAAGGUGUUCAUUCCUUCCUUAUUUACAAUCCAUUUUGUGUGGUGCAGUACCUGUGGAGGUUUAAGAACCCAAAUCAACAAUGGCAGACAAACCAGAUGUGAGUGAGAUCGCUCAGUUUGACAUGACUAAACUGAAGAAGACUGAGACUGAGGAGAAGAACACUCUACCUACCAAAGAGGUCAUUGACCAGGAGAAGCAGGUGGAAUCCUAAAAUGGCUGCUGUCAUUACUCACAAGCUACAUCCCAGAGGGACUGUUUCUCAAACCUGAACUCUCCAUUCUGGACUGGAUCCUCAUGGCUGCCUAAGUCACUGACUCAAUAAAAGCCAUGUAGACUAA